AUGACAGUUGAUAUUCCCAGUCUGUCGACUUUCAGUAAUCCGCUGCUUUGUUCCAACACCAAGGAGACGUCAUGUCAGGCACAUGCUGUACUUUACUGCUCAAAAGAUUGUCAGGCUGCAGAUUGGUCUCGUCACAAGAAGGGAUGUAAAUCCCCAUUCAUGAAAGACACUUGGGAGCCCGAGUGGUAUCGUAAUGGUCGUCAGCCCGCUUUUAUCAGCGAGGGUCCCUCACACGCUGGGUUCGGCAACAGAAAGUAUCUCUGGGGCAACAUGCCUGCUCUUGAUAUUCUGCAGCUUGAGAACAAUGAAGGCAGGACCAGUGCAACGAGUCACGACUUCAAUCUUCUCUUUGCCGCGUCGGGCGAUCUUCGAAAUGCCAUCAAAACUAUUGCUGGGCUGCCAGAGGGAUACAAAGGUGAAUGUGUUGCUGUCUUGAACGAUAAGGAUUUCAUCAUCGUGGCCCGCAAUGCCAUCAUGCUUCUCAUUGCGCUCCAACUCGAACCAGACAUUGCAGUACCGAUGAUCAUCCAUUUAUGGUACUCAGCAUUACUUCCUCACGAUAUGGUACAGGCUAUUCAGUCCACCAUCCUUCCCAUGAUCGAAGAUGUUUGCCAGAAGAUCAAGAACAAGCCCGGCAAUACAUUACAGGCAAAGACAUUUGACAUAGGCAGCCGAAAGCUGAGCAUAACACUGAAGAAAGACGAAUGGGCUCGCUUGGCGACGUUUUGCCAGGUUCCGGAAGGACUGUCAGCAGAAGCUGCUCAACGAAUUCGCCGCCGCAUCACGCUAGCUCCCGAGAGAGUCGACUAUCGUGAUCGAGCUAUGCUGAAAAUGUCUGCUGGUGUUCGCCAGGGAGAAAUGUACUUUCGCCAUACUGGCAUCUUGCUGCCUUAUGGUUGUUCCACCACAGACUUCGACACACCCAACCCCACACUGUUCUUCCAAAAUGACUGGCUGAUGAACGAUGACGCUAGUCCCCGCGGUGGCUGGCUUUUUGAUGAGUAUCUGGAGGACGCUCCAGCUGCGAAAGCAGAUGAGUUCGGUGCUAUCUUCUUUCACAUCAGAGGACUACUUUGUAGGUUCUGCAGCCGGCUACGAAGCUCUAACAUCUCGUUCCGGCUGUUCAACAUGGAUGCCCAAGAUAUAGGACCCUAUCUCGAUGACAUGAAGUUUGACCGUAUCGAGAUCUCCAAUAUAUGCGAUCGAGGUUAUGUCGGCCCGCACACUUGUCUCCAGAUCUUCUCGCGACUCCUCAAGCCGACUUCACAGAACCCAAAAGCCACGCUACUUAUGCUCUUCAUAAAUGCUGCCGUGGAAAUCGAUCACGAAGCAAACCCACAAGGAGAUAUACAGUCGCUUGUACCGGCGAUGGAACGCCUUAAAAAGUACAUCCCAUUCGACAAAUCCCGUGUAAAUAUGAAUAGAGCUGGAAUGAAUCCAGGUCCACAUCCUGACCUAAUCUUGCGUAUUACCUGCUCCGAUAUGUUCAAACCGUGGGACAAGCACUUCGAUGUUUUCAUGGAUGAGUGCAGGAUUACGCAGUUUGCUACGCUGUGUGGGAUGGCUAUCAAGGAGAAACACACUAUUGUCCAGCCUUGGCCAUACAGGGUUGAGAAUCAAACGACAAAAAAGGAUUUUGAUGUUCUGCGUGCCAGCAGUACAACUGGGUUUGAGCGAUACAUGGAGUUUCAGAAGCUUGAAAACAUCUGA
Bipolaris sorokiniana ND90Pr is the source of this 1710-nucleotide messenger RNA. RefSeq lists its product as uncharacterized. The transcript is spliced from 4 exons. The coding region runs from base 1 to 1710 and encodes 569 amino acids. The record is from RefSeq and is a predicted model, not a curated record. NCBI's taxonomy places the organism in Eukaryota, Fungi, Ascomycota, Dothideomycetes, Pleosporales, Pleosporaceae.